This is a messenger RNA of Klebsormidium nitens, 1200 nucleotides long. The record is from the annotation of a GenBank genome assembly. Lineage: Eukaryota; Viridiplantae; Streptophyta; Klebsormidiophyceae; Klebsormidiales; Klebsormidiaceae.
AUGCUCGUGGUCAGCAUGGACGUCGGCAUCCGCCACCUGGCCUACUGUUCCAUGGAGGUCCCGGACGAGGGCCCUCCGACGGCGCUGGACAUCGGGAUCAUCGAUCUGGCCUCCUCCGCGGGCACGGGCCACAGCCGCAACAUGAUCGACGCGUCCACGGGAGGGCGUCUCGUCCGAGAGCUCGACAUCCACGCGGCCGCGUUCGUCGAAGCCGACGUGAUACUCAUCGAGAAGCAACCACCGAUAGCGAAGCUGAUGCGCGUCAUCCAGGGCAUGCUCGAGGUGUACUUCAUCUGCAACGGCAAGACGACGAUCGUCUACGACGGGAGGCGAAAGCUGCCUCGCUCCAAGACCCAGGGGCUGAGCGGCGCGGAGAAGUACAGGCAGCGGAAGAAGGCGGCGGUCCAGCUCUGCGACGCGUUCCUCCGGUCGCGGCCCGACGCGGCCUCCGACGGGGUCCUGGAGGCCUUCGAGAGGUCGCCGAAGAAGGACGACCUCGCCGACGCGCCGGCCAGGAAGGCCGCGCGCAAGCCCUCCACGACGAUCGUGCUCAGGCGCGCCCGUGCACCCGCGAGAGCGGCCUCCCUCUCCCUGAUGUCUCCCUACGACGACGAGUACAGCUGCGUGGACAGCAUCAGGGGGUACGCCCCCAUGACGUUCGAGGAGCUGGAGAAGAAGCUGCUCGCCGACUACGCGUGCCGGAUGAAGAGCCUCUGCCUUCGGAAGAAGAACUUCGUGAACUCCCUCAUCUGCAAGUACGGCGAGAAGCCGGGCGCCGAGGACGAGCCCGCUUCCAUCAACAGGAGCGAGGCCGAAUACGUCCAGGAUCUCGACCUGCAGAUGGACCAGCUCAGCUUCGACAUCCAGAAGAAGCUCGCGAAGGAGAAGUUCAAGCACGGCUGGAAGACCGACGAGGUCGUCGUCCGCCAGAAGGUCCUGGGGCCGGACGUCCGAGCGAUCUUGGAGUUGGAGUCCAAGUACGGUCCCAGAGCCGGGCAAGCCGCCGGAACCAACAGCGGCCGCCUGGCCGUCCUGAAGGGCGCGGCGGCCAUGAACGAGGCGAACCCGCUGGACAGGGCCGCCGCCGUCUUCGGCGUGGAGGAACCGGAAGUCAACAACGGCAACCGCAACAAGAAGGCGGCUUUCGGAGACUACAACUACGGUCCCGGCAGCUACGAGAGCUUCCUGGACUACUACUGA